UCUUUCAACAUUUUCAACUUCUAGCAACAUAUGCAAUAUUUCUAAAUUUCAUUUUGCCUCUAUCUUCGCCUUUUAUGCCUUGUGUCAUCUUCGUUAAGCGGUGUCAAAAAAAUCACGAAUAAACGUCAAAAACAUUUUAAACAAAGUUUCACCUCUUGCUGCAUGAAUCAAAGAAAAAUUAGGCCAGAAGCGUAAAUUACAUACAAAAGCCCACAAAAAUUUUGCAGAAAAAUACGGCUAACGUGUUUUAUAUUCGGGAAACGUAUUGGCAAAAAGCAUUUACAUCAUUGAGGUGCUACGUGCGUCAGUACCUUCGUCCGUAGACCCAAUACGAUAGGGCAGUAUUUGGCAGCUUUGAAGAACAGGAACUGUUCAUCAAGACACGGAGCGGUGCGGUGUGCUUGUAUUGGUAACAACAAGUGCGUUUGGAUUUGUCGCAACGGCGCCAAUUAGAAUGGACGCCAAAAAUGACGAUUCGGCUGGUAGUGACUCGCUGGAUAAGUCUUUACAGAAGAAAUGUGUAGUAGAUGACGUUGGACAAGGUGAGGGCUCAACGGCAAAUACAGCGCUGACGCAAGGCAUUAGCGACAUAAAUGAUCAACAAAAAUCGGAUACUGAAACUGAAAAUCGACCUGUUAUUUCUAAUAAUUCCCAAAACAAGACUGAGAAGAGUGCAGGCGAUGGAGUAUGCGAUAGUCUCGAUGCGAAUAACUGCCCCAUUGAUGGGAAAUUUGACAAUAGUAUUCACAUCGCAGAAAUUAUAAACGAUACAAACACCGCACAAGUGUUUGAUGCGCACGAAACUGUUAAUAUUGCCAAUAUUAAUUCGGCGAAUAUGGCAGAAGGUAAUACGUCCGCAAUCAGCAAAGAAAAAAUAGCCAUUUCCAAUAAUACAUUAAACGAUGCUACCGAAGCGCCAAGUGAAUACAGUUCUAAUAGUAACAGUAAUUGCUGCAGCAACAAUAGCAACGCCUUUGAAACAAAAGUUAAGCAGAUCUCCAAGAACCUCAAGGAAACAACUCUAGCUGAAUGUGCGAAUAAGAAAACAUUAGCAGACGACACCAAUUCCACCUCGUCCGCAUCUUCAGCUUCAUCGGCCUCGUCUACGCCGGAGUGUGAACAGGCGUCCGUCGAUGAAGCGACGGCGGCUUUAUAUUCGUUAGGUCCUAGUACUAGCGCAGCGGCGGCGGCGGCAGCAGCAGCGUCGUCAGUUUCCGGUGGCAGUGCACAAGACGAGAACGAUCAUCGUUCAAAAAAAGUGCGGUUUCAUCCAGAUGUAAAAGAAAAUGAUGGUGGCAACAGAGUGAUUCCCAAAAAGAAGAAAAAGCUGAAAACCAAUCAGUCUGGUGCUGGCACUUCUAGUAGCAGCAGUGGUGUUGGUGGAGGAGACGAUUCGUCAGGUAGUAGUCAGCGAGGCACUUCAGCUGAAGAUGAAAUGGAAUUGGAUGAGGAAGAAGAUUUGGAAGAGGAAGGUACUUUCAGCAUAGCUAAAACGAUAGAGGAUGCGCAGGAUUACUUAAAGGAGCAUCCGUUAACAUUUGCCGGUUCCUUCGAUAAAAGUAAUGUCACUACUCAAAGCGGUCUCCUUGAAGAAGAAGAUUUGCCACAACUUGUAGAAACAUCUGAAGAUGACGAGGAAGAGUUUUCUGUGCAAGAGUUUCCUGAAAACGGUGUUGCGUGCAUUUUGGGCAAACAAAAUAAUUGUGGAAAGGUGGAGUUCCUGCUGCGUUAUGUAGAUCGACCUGGCUUAUUUUUGGAAACCGAAGAAUUCAUCAGCUUGCGAUGCCCCAAUCUGCUUCAACAGUAUGAACAAUGUCGUGAAGGUCGUCAAACGCGUUUAAUGAACUUUGUGGCGAAACGUCAAAACCUCCGGCAACGAUACACAGACUUCUAGGAUCAAAUGUGUUCAUGUUGAGAAUGACUUGACUACUGGAACUACAACAAUAUUUCGCUUUAUAGAGUUUGCGGUGCAGUAAUGCUACUCACGAAAAAUAUAAAUCUACAAAAUCAACACAAUACAAAAGUAUGAAAUUUAAGAAAAAUUGCUGCUUAUUAGAAUGGCAAUAUGUACAGUAAAUUUCAACAUGCUCUAUAAGAGCAAAGAGUGGACCAGAAAAUCCAAUAAGUACUCUAAAAAUGCUACAAUUCGGUAGCAAUUAUCCUUCCCCGAUUUUCAAUUGAGAAAUUUAUACAACAAAAAUGCUUUUUUAUAGUACCACAUAACUUUAGUUCACAAAUUCUAUUAUCGUGUGCAACAGAUGGUGGAAAUUACCGUAAAGCACCCAGAAAGAGUGAAUGGAAGAAAUGUUAGCUAAACUUGUGUAUGUAAAGAAUUUUUGAACAAAUGUACUCAUUUAAUGAAAGGGAAAUGUAAAAAUUAAAAAUGAAAUAUUAGAAAGGGGACAUAAGAAAGAUCAAACAAAAAAGGACAUUGAUAAAAACUAAUAAAUUUGAUGAUAGUACGAUAAUUAAUUAUGUAAUAAACUAUAAGCAAAAGUCUAA
This is a messenger RNA of Zeugodacus cucurbitae (melon fly), 2502 nucleotides long. RefSeq lists its product as uncharacterized. The coding region runs from base 455 to 1894 and encodes 479 amino acids. The transcript is spliced from 3 exons. Lineage: Eukaryota; Metazoa; Arthropoda; Insecta; Diptera; Tephritidae. The record is from RefSeq and is a predicted model, not a curated record.